AGGCUUGUAGGCUUGUACUCUUAUGGUCGGUUGAACACUCUAUAUAAAUCCCAAUAAUCCUUUCAUAUUUUCAUAUUGUCAAAAUUGCAACAUAGAUUUAGUCAAACAAGCAAAAACACAAUGUCCACGUCAACAUUAGCUUUUACUUCUUUCCACAACACAUUAAAUCUUGACCCAACCACAACUCACCACCAACGCCGCCGUCCCACCACCUCCAUCCGCCUGAUCACCGCCGCCACCUCCGCCGAUGUUGCUCCGACCACCACCGGCAAAAACUCCUCCACAAACCUCCCUGUCAAGCCUAUUCCUGGCUCUUAUGGCAUUCCUUUUGUCCAACCUUUCAAAGAUCGGUUUGAAUACUUUUAUAGCCCCGGUGGCCGUGAUGAAUUUUUUAAAACCCGUAUACAAAAGUUUCAGUCAACGGUUUUCCGGACAAAUAUGCCCCCGGGCCCUUUAAUAUCAAACAACCCAAACGUCGUCGUUUUACUUGAUGCUAAAAGCUUCCCAACUCUUUUUGAUGUCACAAAAGUUGAAAAAAAAGAUUUGUUCACCGGAACUUACAUGCCGUCAACUGAACUCACCGGCGGCCACCGUGUCUUGUCCUACCUUGACCCAUCUGAACCAAAACAUGCCCCACUUAAAAACUUGAUCUUUUUCAUGUUAAAAGAAUCAAGAAACCGAAUCAUGCCCGAAUUCGAAAGAACAUACAGCGAAUUAUUCGAUGAACUCGAAUCCGAAUUAGCCCAAAAGGGUAAAGCCUUGUUUAACGAUGUCGGAGAGUGUGCUGCUUUUAGGUUUUUAGGCCGGGCGUAUCUACAAACCAAUCCAGAAGAUACCCAGAUCGGAAAAGAUGGACCCAAAUUAAUCAGCACGUGGGUGCUGUUUAAUCUGGGCCCAAUUCUCCGUCUGGGACUUCCUUGGUUUGUGGAGGAGCCUCUCCUCCACACUUUCCGCCUCCCAGCGGUUUUGAUUAAAAAAAAUUACCAAAAACUAUACAACUAUUUUGAAUCGUAUUCUUUACCAAUUAUCCAAGAAGCCGAAUCUUUAGGAAUAUCUAGAGAAGAAGCAAUUCACAACAUAUUAUUCACUAUAUGUUUCAACACAUUUGGAGGGAUCAAGAUACUAUUUCCAAACACACUAAAAUGGAUCGGGCGAGCCGGGUCAAAUUUACACACCCAGUUAGCUAAAGAAAUCCGAACCGCGAUCAAAACACACGGCAAAGAUGGAAAAACAACAAUGGCGGCAAUGGAAAACAUGCCAUUAAUGAAAUCAGUUGUAUACGAAUCAUUACGUAUAGAACCACCAGUUGCACUACAAUACGCUAAAGCUAAAAAAGACUUCACAAUUGAGUCACACGACGCCGUUUUUAAAGUCAAAGAAGGCGAAAUGUUAUUCGGGUAUCAACCCUUUGCGACUAAAGAUCCGAAAAUAUUUGACAGGCCAGAAGAGUUUGUUCCCGAUCGGUUUAUGGGUGAUGGUGAAGAGCUUUUGAAGUAUGUGACAUGGAGUAAUGGACCGGAAACAGAGGGGCCCACAGUCGGGAACAAACAAUGUGCGGGAAAAGAUUUUGUUGUGUUGAUUACGAGGUUGUUUGUUGUUGAGUUUUUCCGGCGGUAUGAUUCCUUUGAUAUUGAAGUUGCGGCUUCGCCGUUAGGGGCGAAAGUUACAUUGACUUCACUGAGGAGAGCUCGUGUUUGAUUAGGAUGGUCGCCGGAGAUUUGGUGGAAGUUUUCCGGUAAGGGUAUUUUAGGAAAGGCAUAUAUAUAUAUAUAUAUAUAGGUUAUUUUUAUUUGUCUUGUAUUUGUUGGCCAUGUUGUAAUUGUUGGCUUUCUAAAUAUAUAUGUGUUUUAUAUUA
This is a messenger RNA of Erigeron canadensis, 1855 nucleotides long. Its product is annotated as allene oxide synthase. The transcript has a single exon. NCBI's taxonomy places the organism in Eukaryota, Viridiplantae, Streptophyta, Magnoliopsida, Asterales, Asteraceae. Bases 121 to 1698 code for a protein of 525 amino acids. Gene Ontology annotation, molecular function: iron ion binding; monooxygenase activity; heme binding. Gene Ontology annotation, biological process: sterol metabolic process; jasmonic acid biosynthetic process. The record is from RefSeq and is a predicted model, not a curated record. Gene Ontology annotation, cellular component: chloroplast envelope; chloroplast thylakoid membrane.